Molecule: messenger RNA, 552 nt
Organism: Punica granatum (pomegranate)
Lineage: Eukaryota; Viridiplantae; Streptophyta; Magnoliopsida; Myrtales; Lythraceae
Source: RefSeq, a predicted model, not a curated record
UCUGCAUAGUAAUAUGGUUCUUGAGGUGAUUGAUUGGUUUUCCAUCGAAAGUCGGGAAGACAACCUUCUAUGGGAUCGAAGCACACUUUCCUCUUAAUCUGAAAGACUGCCGGAUCAUUCCAAGAGGGGAGGAUUAUUAGGACAUGUCCCAGAACCACACUGACGUCUCUUACAGCUGUGGUUCUUGCGGUUAUCCUCUAAACUUGAAAUCAUCUGAUAGGAUCACUUCCGGGAUAGGCUCGGAAUACCAGAAAUCCAUAAAGAGAGGCCUCAUCUCCUUCCGCUCUAUCGACUUCAGUCGGUUUACUCAGGUAGACGAAUUCUACUGCUUCCCCUUUGCUUGGGCCCGUCAGCGGUCAAAAACUAAGCUCCUCUGCCGCAAGUGCGCAUCCCCCAUAGGCUACGGUUACAGAGACUCGCCACCUCUCUGUGGGUUUGACUCCCCGAACUUGUCUCCUGCAUUCCGGAAGUUCACUGUUAAGAUCCGAGCCCUCCAGCCUUCUGAAGAGUCCGAGAGGAACUGAAACUUUCUGAACAAUGGAAGUUCAUUCU